Messenger RNA from Helianthus annuus (common sunflower), 1973 nucleotides. RefSeq lists its product as uncharacterized. Gene Ontology annotation, cellular component: nucleus; chromatin. Gene Ontology annotation, biological process: mitotic sister chromatid cohesion; DNA repair. The record is from RefSeq and is a predicted model, not a curated record. The transcript has 11 exons. NCBI's taxonomy places the organism in Eukaryota, Viridiplantae, Streptophyta, Magnoliopsida, Asterales, Asteraceae. The coding region runs from base 214 to 1755 and encodes 513 amino acids.
ACGUUGUUUUCAGGUUUUCCAAAACAAAUUCUCAUAAAGUGCCCGUUUUGCUAUAACUGAACAAACCCUGGGUUUUACCACUUGAUUCCAUCAAAUUGAUAGAUAGCGAUGCAGAAACCCUUAUUCCACCAAUAAUAAUCAUGUACACACACAUUCUUCCAUCAUUUGAGCCCCUAACGGUUUCCGUUUGAGUCCGAUUGAUUCGUUUCCCAAAUGGAUUCCGUUAACGAGCUGGAGCAACAGCUUAAAGAAGCCGGAGAAAACCUUGCACUUCCCCCUUCUUCCUUCAAUCACCUUCUAGACCUCCUUGAUAAAACCAAGCAAUUGUUGACGCGUGUGGGUCAAGCACCGUCCGUCUCGAUGCAAAGAGCACUUGUGCCUCCAAUGGGAGCCCUAAUUGCUGAUGAACUGAUAAAGCAUUCAGAUAUAGAUGUUAGAAUAUCAGUGGCGGCGUGUCUUUGUGAAGUAGCUAGAAUAACUGCACCGGAACAGUCUUAUAAGGAUGAAGUUAUGAAGGAAAUCUUCCGGUUAAAUGUGAUGGCGUUUGAGCAGUUGGGAGACGUGACCGGUCGAAGUUAUUAUAAAGUUAUUCAUAUUCUUCAGUCUGUUGCUAAAGUUAAGUCAUGCUUGUUGAUGCUGGAUUUGGAGUGUGAUGCAUUGGUACUUGAAAUGUUUGAGCAGUUUUUAACUAAAAUUAGGAUAUCUCACCCUCACACAGUAUUCUCAGACGUUGAAACUAUCAUGACGUUGAUCAUUGAAGAAAGUGACGAAGUUGCCACCAAGCUUUUAUCCCUUCUAAUUUCUCAUGUUAAACAAGAAAAUCAGUUUGUUUCCCCUGCUUCUUGGAAAUUAGCAGAAAAGGUCUUGAGAAACUGUAAGGAUACGCUUAAACCCUAUCAUGAAACAAUAAGGAAACUCGUAAAAUCAAAAUUUGAUGAUUAUGCUGAAGUGGUCGCUCUCUUAUGCCAAUUUGCCUAUGAAAGUGAACACGUGGUAACCAGAUCAACCCUAAGAACCAACAGUACUCACAAGAGGGAUACUAUUACUUUAGACAAUGGUAGAUCCAUGAAGAAGCAAAAGUAUAUCGAUAAAACUCAGUUUAAGGGAAAAGAACUAGACACUCCCAAACGGGGCCGACCAAAGAAAAAUAAGAACAAUAUAAAUCUGGAUAUCUCACGUGAAGAUACAAGAAGAACUAGAUUUCAGGACAAAAGGCAGUCGAGUAACACCAAGGGCAAUAUCAAGAAUUCCGGUUCUUCUGAUAAGGGUUCUGGUGGCAAGGAUAUUCCAAAGAAAUGGGGUGAAGAUUUGGUGGGCCAUAGGAUAAAAGUUUGGUGGCCGUUAGAUGAAAUGUAUUACAAAGGUGUUGUUUUUUCUUAUGAUCCUAGAGAUGACAAGCACAGGGUAUUAUAUGCAGAUGGGGAUGAAGAAGUGCUGGAUCUACAUAAUGAAAAGUGGAAGAUGCUUGAUGAAAUUUCACCUGAUCAACUACACGGAAAGGUUACGAGAAACCCAGAAUCGUCACCAACUCAAGAAGAUAACUCCAAUUCACCAAAAAGCCCACCGCCUUCUGACGCUAAUCAGAAGGAUAAUCUCGUUCUAGCACUUGCCGUUUCGGACGGGCUUACAUCAACCGAACAGACAAUUGAUAAUGUGGAGAAAAAUGGCGAGUCUGACCCGAGUGGAGAAUUGCCAGAAAAGAGUUUGCUUGAAAUGAGUGAGACAACACAGAGACUGGAAAAACCGACAAUAUAGCUUGCGAAACUUGAGGUUAAAAACUAAAACCUGCUAAAAGAUAUAGAUGAAAGAUUUUUUUUUUUAACAAUUAUCUAGAGUUUGACUCGUUCUUGUUUGGAGACCCAUAAUUCGAUCUUUAGCUGUCACAUAUGUAGUUUUGAUUUUUAUUUUGAUGAUAGAUGUUUUAAGACACUGAAUUUUUAAGAAGAGUAUUUAACCAUCAGCAUUUGAAUUUA